This is a messenger RNA of Aspergillus glaucus CBS 516.65, 711 nucleotides long. RefSeq lists its product as uncharacterized. The record is from RefSeq and is a predicted model, not a curated record. The coding region runs from base 1 to 711 and encodes 236 amino acids. The transcript is spliced from 2 exons. NCBI's taxonomy places the organism in Eukaryota, Fungi, Ascomycota, Eurotiomycetes, Eurotiales, Aspergillaceae.
AUGCCUUCAAUACCCCCAUUGCAGGGCUCAUAUGGCCUAUUCAGCCUUGAACUGCAAGUCCAUGACACAGUGCGCGUUGGCAAUUGUCACAGCGCUCAAGUGGUUGAAGUCGAAGUCCUCACUGAAAACCCUCCAGUUGAUGGACUAUCCCAAGGCCAGCAUGUGGUUGCUAAGCUAUAUGAUCCGAUGUACAUCGAUGACAAUGAAUUCUAUGUCAAUCCGUUUCUAGUUGCUGAUAAAGGCUACACCUAUGAAACAGCAGCUUAUGGUGCUCUUUACGACCUCCAAGGUUCCCCAAUUCCUCGAUACCAUGGCUCUUAUUCUCUCGAUAUCGCCGAAAUCCACAUUGAGUUUGAGUCAUCGCUCUACGCCAGGGAUGUUGUUUUUGAGGAUCUCCGUCCAAGAAAUAUCAUGCUGGUCAACCUCAAGGAUGAACAAACACAUACCGUCUUCAUUGAUUUUGCACAUGUACGGUUUGAGCGGCUGGUAUAUGUCCCUGAGGGUCAAGAAGAGCCUGAGUACUGGCAAGGUACAUACAUCUUGCCUCUUUUGCGUUGGCAUGAAGUUCGAGGGCAGACCUACGGAUUCGAAGACUGGAUUGACUGGGACUGGCAACCAUGGCUUGAGGCGGACUUUGCGGAAACAGCUGCGACGAUUAAGCCGGGGAUGGUAGAGCUUUUUAUGCCAAAGACCUUUCUCAGGAAGAUGUAA